Cyclospora cayetanensis is the source of this 936-nucleotide messenger RNA. RefSeq lists its product as uncharacterized. The transcript is spliced from 6 exons. The record is from RefSeq and is a predicted model, not a curated record. Lineage: Eukaryota; Apicomplexa; Conoidasida; Eucoccidiorida; Eimeriidae. Bases 1 to 936 code for a protein of 311 amino acids.
AUGGGAUCUUCACAAUCAACAAAGUCCGUCGACGCCUUGGCAAAUAAGUUUGAUAACUGUGAUCUUGCUGACGGCGAAACAACCCCUGAAUUCUGUUCCUCGGGCAGCGCUGACGAGGAUUCGGCACUGCAGAAUUAUUUGGUUUCUUCGUCGGAUGGAAUUUCAGAGGCUUCUGAGACCAAUACUCCUACUUCCACACAGUUUUUUGAGCGCUCGCAUCAUUGUAGGCACUCAGCCAUUUUCAUAUUCGACCUUGACGACACCCUCAUUCCAACUGAAUGGAUCCGGUCGUCGUUCGCCAACCUAAAGCAUCAGCACGCAUCGACAGAGGAAGUAUACAAGGCUAUAAAACAAGAGCUGGAUCGGCUUACAGCUAACGAGCUAAUACCCUGCAUCUUGAGCACAUUGAAAAAGGCCAAAAAAUGGAGCGAAACCGUUGUCAUUGUAACAAACGCAAGAAGUGUUCGUUGGCUUUCAACAAUGAAAUCCCUAUUUCCCGAAGUCAUUCAGCUGCUGAAUGAUGAGCGAAUUCCCAUUAUACGCUCUUGCCCUGUAGGAGAGGAGCCAAGCAUUCAUGAAACCACUGCAUACUUCGCCUACUGGAUGAAUGCUAAGAAGACCAAGUUUCUCGAGGUCAUUCGACAGCACUUCCAGAACAAAUGUACCCCACAAGCAGCAGCAGUAGAUCUCGUGUCUGUAGGAGACAAUGAUUUCGAAGAAUAUGCAGCCUUGCGGGCGGCUCAUGAGCUUCCAGCUGUGAGAUUCGCGAAAGUCGUUCGAUGCCGGUCAGGACUGGAGCCUCGACCUUUCUUGCACCAAUUGAAGGAGAUUACGCGUGCUAUUGACUACAUAUUUGAAGAGGCAAUGCCUUGCGCGACCCGAAGAGUCGGAGCUACUGUGACUUACACCAUUCACGGAAGAAGGAAAACUCAUUAG